CUUACGCUUCAGCGUAAGGCAAUGAGGUACUUUUGCGGCUGCGCACACUCUCGUCUUCGGUGGCGAUCGACGUUUGCGACUCAGAUAGCUUUGGUCUGCGCUUUGUGACCGACCAUUCUGGUGACUUGAUCAAAUUGAGCGACACUCCAAAACGUAUUGACCUGAGACUUAAAUAUUGAAACGUCUACAUGGCCGUCAGAAGAGGACACAUAAGGUAUUUAAAAGUUUGUGAGGUUCAGUGCCAGGGUAAUGAAACAGACAAGGGUGCCAGCACAGUAACGGAGGUAUAUGACAUGCCGAACGGCUACGAGGACCACAUGGGCGAUGAGCCGAGUGAUGCAAAAACCAACCUGAUCGUCAAUUAUCUGCCUCAGAGCAUGAGUCAAGAGGAACUUCGAAGUCUGUUUAGCAGCAUUGGUGAGGUGGAGUCAGCCAAACUCAUCAGGGACAAAAUGGCAGGCCACAGUUUAGGGUACGGAUUUGUUAACUAUGUUAACCCUAGUGAUGCAGAAAGGGCAAUCAAUACACUCAAUGGCCUGAGACUACAAUCUAAAACUAUCAAGGUCUCAUAUGCUCGACCAAGCUCUGACAGCAUUAAAGAUGCCAAUCUGUACAUCAGUGGUUUGCCCAAGACCAUGACACAGAAGGAUGUAGAGGACAUGUUUGCCUGCUACGGGCGCAUCAUAAACUCACGUGUGCUGGUCGAUCAGGCCUCAGGCCUGUCACGUGGUGUUGCUUUCAUUCGGUUUGAUAAGAGGUCAGAAGCAGAGGAAGCCAUCAAAGAUCUCAAUGGCUCCAAACCACCUGGUGCCUCUGAACCCAUCACAGUGAAGUUUGCUGCCAGCCCAAACCAGCCCAAGAAUUCCCAGCUGCUCUCUCAGCUGUACCAUACUCAAUCCCGUCGGUUCGGAGGACCUGUUCACCACCAAGCACAGCGCUUCAGGUUUUCACCUAUGAGUGUUGACCACAUGAGCAGUGUCUCUAGUAUGAAUGUGGCUGGUAGCUCUUCCUCUGGCUGGUGUAUCUUUGUCUAUAAUUUAGGUCAAGAUACAGAUGAAGGCAUGCUUUGGCAGAUGUUUGGUCCCUUUGGUGCCGUCACCAAUGUCAAGAUCAUCCGUGACUUCAAUAGCAACAAGUGCAAAGGGUUUGGUUUUGUUACCAUGUCAAAUUACGAGGAGGCAGCAAUGGCCAUCGCUAGCCUCAACGGAUACCGCCUGGGGGACAAAGUCCUACAAGUGUCGUUUAAAUCCAGCAAGUCUCAUAAGUAAAGCAAAUAAGUGGGUUUUUUUAGUUGUAGUUUAAAGUUCAUUGAGGUUUGUUCUAAAAUUCAGUUCUUGUUGACUGUUGUUGAGGGUGAAUAAGUGUGCUAGUGUUAUACUCUGGAGUUGAGCAAAACUGUAAACAUGUAAAAAUAUUUGUAAGGUGAUGAGAUAUCCCUGAUUAUUGUUUUUCCUGGUAUUGUGAAAUCCUGGACAAUUUAGUGUCACACAUCCAACACCGUUAUAAUGCCUUAAAUAUCAUUGCAUUUUUGCCCUUUUUCUUCCAACCUCUCUUCUGUUAAUUACACUGGACUCAUUGAUCACUUUUGAUUUUCUGAAGGAGUGUCAAUGCAAACCACACAUCUCCAUCUCUUCUAGACCUUUGUAAAUAGUGACAACCACCUAUCUAAUACUCGACCUAACCCAUUUGUGAGGUGAAGAGAAGUUUGCAGGACCAAAGAACACGAGUGUAAAGUAUUGUCACAUAUAUGAUGUCAUUAAAUUAAUACUUAUUUUUGUUGACUUUUUUCAAUUUCAGACAAUUUCUUUUAAUAUUUUGUGUAGACAUUCAAAUGUUUUUCAUUUAACAGUGUCUUCAUUUUCCACGAUUGGUUGAUUUUGUUUGUAAGGUUUGUUUGAAAGGAGCAUUUUUAUUUUUUUAAUUUAAUUGUUUUAUAUUUAUGUGCAGCAUCGAAUGAAAUGUGCACCCCCACUCAAGUUUUACAACGUUUUUCUCUAAAUGGAGUCUGUCUGAUACAAGGUUGUAGGCACAUGGCUGCAGUAUUAAAGGAUGCAUUUGCAGCAUAAAUAUUAAUGCGUUUUUAGUGUAAUGCUUUUACUGUUGAUGUACCAUGCAAACCCCAAAUGAAGCUUUUACAUUGUGAAAUUUGGAUUUGCUUUUUGCAGAUUUGUCAGAAGUCAUAAGGGCAAUGCAUAGGAGAACAAAUGUAUUUCAAUGUACCAAGUUCUCACACAGUACUUUCAUAUAAUGCAUUGCAGUCCUGCAUAUGCCUGUGUGCAUGUUUAGAUCUGUUGAUAGGUUUGGCAACAGUUUAGUUGUACAAUGUACUUCUGGUCUAUUGAUAGUGACCGAAAGUCCUAUUGCAUGUAUUUCCUUCUAAUAAAUGCCAAUGUUUUGUUGUAAAAUUGUAUGGUUUUGUUUUAAUGUUUCUAAAUGAUUCUUGAGAGUAAAAUAUUUCAAAUAAGCUGAAUUUUCAUUUCAUGACUUUUAGAAUGAAUCAUGCAUUGAUUUUCUGAUUUUCUC
Molecule: messenger RNA, 2523 nt
Organism: Xyrauchen texanus (razorback sucker)
Lineage: Eukaryota; Metazoa; Chordata; Actinopteri; Cypriniformes; Catostomidae
Product: ELAV-like protein 1-B
Exons: 8
Coding region: 189-1268 (359 amino acids)
Cellular component (GO): ribonucleoprotein complex
Molecular function (GO): RNA binding
Source: RefSeq, a predicted model, not a curated record